Messenger RNA from Stereum hirsutum FP-91666 SS1, 601 nucleotides. RefSeq lists its product as uncharacterized. The transcript is spliced from 3 exons. NCBI's taxonomy places the organism in Eukaryota, Fungi, Basidiomycota, Agaricomycetes, Russulales, Stereaceae. Bases 259 to 498 code for a protein of 79 amino acids. The record is from RefSeq and is a predicted model, not a curated record.
GAUUUGAGUCAGCCAUAAUCAUUUCCUACGCCGAUAUAAUGCUUAAGGGGCGGGGGAAGGAGUGCUAGGUGGGUGGCGUAGUGUGGCGCCGCAAGCGAGAUUGGGUCGAAGUCGUAGCGGUGCUGCAUCGUAUCUGGGCCCACGCCAAGUAUACCGAGGACAGAGCACCAUCACCACCAGAGACCGGAUCACCCAUAGCUCCUCCAACGAUGCGAGUUCCGAGCGAAACCUCCUACGCGAACUCGGCAAUACCGCACAAUGCAUCCAUCGCGUACCCCCUUCCGGUGUUCAUCAAAAAGCAACGCCACGACCUCCCUGUAUACCCUAUCCAUGAAAUCCACAUCGCACUCGACAAUCAUUCGGGAAUAUCCAGAUGACUCGAUUGUCCCUAGCAGUGCAGAACCGUCCCCUUCAUGGAUUGAACCGCCGUUACUCUCUCUCUCUCGCCCAGUCGGGAUUAAGAUAUUCUCAACUAGGACAGUUCGUCUUCUUCUAUGAUGUCUCUUCAUUCACGCGAUACUAAACCUUGGACCCAUUGAGACCCGUUGCAUCAGCCGUCUCCCAUCGGCCUGGGUUUCACUCACUGGAUUAAGAUUGCAAC